CCAAAUGCGUCGCCCACGCAUGAUGAAAUACUUUUCGGCUGCGCGAAAAUAAACGCCCGGAAGCGCCGAGUGUGUUUCAAUGCCAGUCAGCAUAAUUAAGUGCCUGUCGCGCUGUGUAUCUUGUCUCAUUCAGCUCUCCGUUAUCGCCCAAUUCGUGUGCGAUAAGAGCAGUGUGCAAUAACUCCGCCGGCGAGAGCGGAGCUCAUUAGUCUUGGUCAACAUUGUGAAAUUGGGCAGAUGACAUCGCACAAGUGCCCAGAGUUUGUGGUGGACGAACUGCUGGCGAUUGCCAGGAAGCUUGGUGUGCAGCGACCGCGGCUCACCUUCGAGAGCGGCUCCAACCGCGGGGAUGGAUUCAUCGGAGUGGUGACGCGUGUGGUGAUUGUGGACGAGGAGAGCGGCGCCGAAAUCCGCCUCAUUUGCAAACACUUGAAGCGCGAUCCCAGCGAUUGUGAGCCCUUCACCACCAUGGACAUGUUUCAGCGGGAGAUUUUCCUCUAUCGCCGCGUGCUGCCGGAGAUUGUGAAGCUGCAGCACGAGAAGAACGUUCAGCAAAAUGAGGGCUUUUUCACCUUUCCCACGUGUCACUUUGCGGAAUUCAACGAGAAGAGCCAGGAAGCGGCGCUCGUCUUCGAUGAUUUGCGCUUCGAGGGCUUCGAGAUGCUGGAGAAGACCAAAAUUCCGGAUGCUGACCACGUGAAGAUGCUGAUGAAGCAACUCGGGCGUCUUCAUGCGGUGUCUUUCGCCCUGCGAGAGCAGAAACCUGAGAUUCUGCAGAGCUUUGAGUGUCUGGAAGAUUUGGUGACAAAGCUAAUGGCCAAGAAAUGCAUGCUUUCGCUGCCGAGGAAGAAUUGUCGCCUCGCACAGACUCUUCUGCGGCCAGAAGAGACACACAUCAUGGAGCAUUUUCGACGCUGGGAAACGAGCAUGUGGCAGGAAGUUGCUGAAGCGAUUGCCAGCAAGAAUGCCGAGCCGUACGCUGUUAUCAAUCACGGCGAUUGUUGGAUCAAUAAUCUCAUGUUCAACGACUCCAAAAUUUGCCUGUUGGACUGGCAAACAUCGCGCUACGGAUCACCAAUGCUGGACCUCAUCUACUUCUUCUUCACAUGCACAGACAAAGCCUUCAGAGAUCAGCACUUCAGGGACUGCCUGGAUGUCUAUUAUGACUCCCUGGAACGUCUUCUGGAAAAAUUGGGCGGAAACGCGGCAAGACAAUUCCCCAAAGCUGUGAUGGAGGAUCAUCUCAAGAGAUUUGCGAAGCUGGGAAUGGCCAUGUCCACAUUCACCACGCCACUGGACAGCGGAUACGUGCGAGAACACACUGAGGAGCCUGAACACGUCCUUGUAGAGGCGAACAAACAUCAAUACGAGACGAGAAUGCGAGGAAACAUCAUGGAUUUCUUCAGUUCGAACUUUAUGCAUUAA
Messenger RNA from Phlebotomus argentipes, 1425 nucleotides. RefSeq lists its product as uncharacterized. The record is from RefSeq and is a predicted model, not a curated record. The transcript has a single exon. The coding region runs from base 238 to 1425 and encodes 395 amino acids. Lineage: Eukaryota; Metazoa; Arthropoda; Insecta; Diptera; Psychodidae.